Molecule: messenger RNA, 2064 nt
Organism: Pimephales promelas (fathead minnow)
Lineage: Eukaryota; Metazoa; Chordata; Actinopteri; Cypriniformes; Leuciscidae
Gene: slc45a3
Product: solute carrier family 45 member 3
Biological process (GO): transmembrane transport
Cellular component (GO): membrane
Molecular function (GO): sucrose:proton symporter activity
Source: RefSeq, a predicted model, not a curated record
UUCACUGUGUACAUGUUCACAUGGGAAUCAAUAACGACACAAGAGACGACGACACUUGAAUUUACACCUUCAGAUGGAGAUCAAACGUAAACCCAUACAUACACAAUAUCAAUUUAAGAAACAAAAAACAUUCCAGGAUGUGAAGUUCCCUGUCAGAGGCAGUGUCAGCAGCUAAACAGCUUCAUCACUGCAGUGUUUAGAGCAAAGGAGGAAAAGAGAGAGAGAGAAGAAGUGGAAAAUCUGGACAUGCAUGGCAGGAUCUCACAGUUGUUCUUGAUUAAUGCAUUAACAUGUGGCCUGGAGGUGUGUUUGGCUGCUGGGACCAUCUACAUCCCACCGAUGCUGCUGGAGGCAGGGGUGGAGGAACGCUUCAUGACCAUGGUACUGGCUGUGGGACCUGUGCUGGGUUUAAUCGCCGUCCCUCUCAUUGGUUCAGCGAGCGAUAGCUUGAGAAGUAAAUAUGGCCGCCGGCGCCCCUUCAUUUGGGUAUUGUGCAUGGGCGUCCUGCUCGGACUCUUGAUCAUCCCUCAGACGUCCACCCCUGUUACCCUGCUAACAAAACAACAGCAGCAUUGGCUGAAGGUCCCUCUUCUGGUCCUCGCUAUUUGUUUGAUGGAAUUCUGUGGUCAGGCCUGCUUCACCCCUUUGGAGGCCUUGGUUUCUGACCUCUACCCUGGAGAGGAGGAGAGUUGUAAGGCUUUCUCCAUCUUCUCCCUCAUGCUCAGUCUGGGCGGAUGCGUUGGCUACCUGCUGCCCGCGGUCGACUGGACCACUUUAGACACCGUGGUCUACAUGGGUGGACAAGAGGCCUUCAUCUACGUCGUGCUGACCUUCAUCUUUCUAACCUGUUUGAUGGGUACGACCUUCAUAUCUGAGGAGCCGACCGUACGAGGAAGGCUGGGGGAAGCUGAAGUGUCCACAAAGUCUGAAAUCCUGAAGAUUUGCUCCUGCAAAUGUGUGGUGUUCCCCAGAUUUCUGCUUUUACGAAGGACGUUCUCCAGUGUCUUUUCUGCGGUUCCCCGACUCUACUUGCUGUGCAGCCGCAUGCCAAAAGUCAUAGCGAGGCUGUUUGUCGCUGAGUUGUUCAGCUGGAUGGCCCUCAUGUCCUUUAUGCUCUUCUACGCAGACUUUGUUGGAGAGGGAUUAUAUGACGGCGUGCCCAGUGGAGAGCCAGGCUCCUCAGGAAGGAUACACUAUGAUGAAGGUGUGCGAAUGGCCAGUCUGGGUCUUUUCCUACAAUGUGUGACCUCUGUGAUCUUUUCUUUGGCUAUGGAGCGUAUGGUGUUGUGCAUAGGAAUUAGGAAGCUGUAUCUGAGCAGUGUGGUUCUGCUGGCCGUGAGUACAUCGAUCAUGACCGUAUCCCACAACAUUACACUAGUCACCGUCAUGGCCGCAGCUACAGGAUACACUUUCUGCAUCCUGCAGAUUCUGCCGUACACGCUCAUAUGCCUAUACCACUCCAAUGCACAGGUGUUUUUCUCCAACGACAGGGGGAUCAGAUCGGCUGAGAUACAGCAGAAAAGAUCCAAUGGGUGCAAUAUCAAAAGUUCACAAUCAAUUGAUUUGUCUGUCGCCAUGGACCCUCGUCCUGCACAACCCUCAGCUUUCAGAGGUAUGGGUACAGACAUCGCCUUGUUGGACAGUGCAUACCUGCUGUCUCAGGUGGUGCCGUCCCUCUUCAUGGGCUCCAUCGUGCAGUUCUUCAGUGUGACCGCAUACAUGGCCUGUGCGUCUCUGCUCAGCGUUGUGGCUGUGUAUUUCUCCAGUAAGAUCAUCUUCGAGAAGGUGGAUAUUGAUGCAAGUAGAUGAUUGAGAUGUUACUCAGAGCAAAGGACUCUGGAUAGUGACACAAACCAUAUAGGCUAGCUGGUUCUGCCGAUCUGCUGUUAAAACUGUGAAAAUAGUGAAAAAAUAAUACUACUUCUUCUUCUUCUUCUUGUAAAAUUCCGGCAGUGUAGACGCUGAAAACUGAAUACUAUUAGGAGUAGAUAACUUAAAAAUAAAAUAAAAAUUUUGCUGAUAAUUUUCUUUCUACAGUCGGAAAUAAAUUAAGGUUUUUGAUGA